This is a messenger RNA of Oreochromis aureus, 623 nucleotides long. RefSeq names its product transcription factor HES-2. Gene Ontology annotation, cellular component: nucleus. Gene Ontology annotation, biological process: regulation of transcription by RNA polymerase II; regulation of neurogenesis; anterior/posterior pattern specification. Gene Ontology annotation, molecular function: DNA-binding transcription factor activity, RNA polymerase II-specific; RNA polymerase II cis-regulatory region sequence-specific DNA binding; protein dimerization activity. The record is from RefSeq and is a predicted model, not a curated record. Lineage: Eukaryota; Metazoa; Chordata; Actinopteri; Cichliformes; Cichlidae. The transcript is spliced from 3 exons. Bases 24 to 623 code for a protein of 199 amino acids.
CACAACAAGAAAACGCAAACAGAAUGAGUCCCAGCUUUACUACUGAGGCCAGCCAGCCUCUCCCUGCAAGGUCCACCGUGGCCCAGAGAAAACAAGCCAACGAACUUAGAAAGACUCUUAAACCCCUGCUGGAGAAGAGAAGACGGGCUCGCAUCAAUGACAGUCUUAAUCAUUUGAAGAGCCUGAUAUUGCCCCUUGUUGGCAAAGACAACGCACGCUACUCCAAGCUGGAAAAAGCGGACAUUCUGGAAAUGACAGUCCGCUUCCUCAGAGAUCUUCCUUCCACCCCAGUCAAAGACUCCGCAGACAGUUACAGAGAAGGUUACAAAGCUUGCCUCCAGCGCGUUUCCGCGCUGCUUCCCAAAAGCCUGGACCAGGACGCGUGCCAACGGGUGCACGACUUCGUCCAGCAGUCCAUGUCCGCCACCGUCACUCCAACCUGCCUGAACUGCUGUGCCCAGAGCUCCAGGACUUUACCUCAGAUCCAAGAGAAAAUUAUGAGCCUCAAAUCCAGCUUCACCUCCAGGCUGGAGACUCAGCACCGCAGCAGCAGCGCAGUGGCUCCAAGCAGAGCGCAGGCAGACCCGCAGGCUGUCAGCGCUGCUAUGUGGAGACCUUGGUAG